AUGUCGAGGUUGUGCGAGUUGGAGCAGAAGCUGAUUGUGCUCGUGACGGGCGACCUGUGGAAGGGGUGGGUGGUGGGGGACAGGGAGGAGGGGGCCGAGAAGUUUGCAAAGGAGGUGAUUGAUACGGCUUGGUGGAAUUCUGCUGCCUUCUUUGUGAAUUUGCUGCAACAACCCUAUAAGGUGAUGCACAUGAUGGAUUCGACUAGACAUGGGAUGAUGGGCCACAUGUACGACCUCAUGCUGCAGCUGUCGGAAGAUAUGGAGAAGGUGCUGGAUGCGGAUGAGCAGCAGCUGAGCAGGGUGGAAAAGUUGCGGAUCUCACGCAUUCUGAAGGACCGCUGGGACAACAGCCUCGCAUGUGCCGUGCACGUGGCUGGCCGGAUCUUGAACCCGCUUAACCAGGACGAGGAAAUAUUCGGGGUCGAUGUGGAGUGCACCAAGGUCUUUAAGGAGUUCAUUGCGCGCGCCCAAGACUUCUACAAAAAGUAUCCUGCCAUGAGUGGAGUGGUGGGGAGGGAGGUGGACUUGGAGGCGGCUGUGACGGCGUACUUGGAGUCGAGGGGGAGUUGUGGGAUGCCAAAGGCUAUGGAGGCCCGGGAGAAGGUGAAGCAAGGGAAGCAGACGAUGGAGCUGUGGUGGAUGUGGCAUUGCACUGAGUGGCCUGAGCUGGCGCGCCUUGCACGUCGUGUUCUGUCCCAGCCCGGGUAUGUCGUGGAGGACGAGGAGGAGGAGGCAGAUGAGGCGGAUCCGAAGGUGCUCGAGGACGAGUACGAGAAGUACCCGAAGAAGCCGUAG
Messenger RNA from Closterium sp. Naga37s-1, 795 nucleotides. The record is from the annotation of a GenBank genome assembly. Lineage: Eukaryota; Viridiplantae; Streptophyta; Zygnematophyceae; Desmidiales; Closteriaceae.